This is a messenger RNA of Candoia aspera, 960 nucleotides long. RefSeq names its product olfactory receptor 14A16-like. The transcript has a single exon. Gene Ontology annotation, molecular function: olfactory receptor activity; odorant binding; G protein-coupled receptor activity. Lineage: Eukaryota; Metazoa; Chordata; Lepidosauria; Squamata; Candoiidae. The coding region runs from base 1 to 960 and encodes 319 amino acids. Gene Ontology annotation, cellular component: membrane. Gene Ontology annotation, biological process: G protein-coupled receptor signaling pathway. The record is from RefSeq and is a predicted model, not a curated record.
AUGAGUGAAAGAACUGGAAUGGCCAACCAAUCCACUGUGAUGGAAUUCAUUCUGAUGGGAUUUUCUGAUACUCGUGAUGGACAACUUCUACAUUUUGUCAUGUUUCUAUUCAUUUACUUAUUAGCCCUAACUAGGAAUGUGAUCAUUGUGUCUGUCGUGAUCCUGAACCACCACCUGCACACCCCCAUGUAUUUCUUUUUGGUCAAUUUAUCUUUGGCUGAUAUUUGUUACAUCACAACCACUGUCCCCAAAUCAAUGGCAGUUUCACUGACAGAUAACAAAAUAAUUACUUUUCCUGGGUGUGUCACUCAAGUUUUCUUAAUUGUUACUUUUGCAGUUUCUGAGGUUGCUCUGCUUACCAUCAUGGCUUAUGACCGUUACGUAGCUAUCUGCCAUCCCCUACAAUAUAGUCUCAUCCUAAACUGGGAUACAUGCAGUCAGAUGGCAGUUACUUCCUGGGUCAGCUGCCUGAUUAAUGCAUCUCUACAUACUGUCACGGCUUUCCAAUUAAACUUCUGUGGGCCAAACAUGAUUGGGCAAUUUUUCUGUGAUAUUCCUCAGUUACAAAAAAUUUCUUGCACUAGUACAAAAGUUAGCCAGAUUAUUAUAUGGAUAGUUGGAUUUAUCAUAGCUUCAUUUUGUAUUGGAUCCAUUUUUGCUUCUUAUGGCUACAUCAUCUCUGCUGUGCUGAAGAUUCCAUCAACUGAAGGCAGGUACAAAGCCUUCUCGACCUGCAGUCCACACUUGACAGUUUUCUCUUUAUUCAUCACUACAGGUUUGUUUUUGUACAUGAGACCAAAUUCUUUUUCCUCUCCAAAAAUAGACUUACUCUCUGCUGUUUCAUUUACAGUUGUGCCUCCCGUUCUGAAUCCCAUCAUUUAUAGCCUCCGGAACAAGGACAUUCAAGCAGCUGUUUGGAAAUUAAAAUCAAAAAUCAAAAAUAAUUUCCUCACUGAUUGA